AUGGAUAAAGAGGUGAAUAUGCAGAGAGUAUGGGAAAGACUGAAAAGAGUGAAACACAAACUGAAACAACUCAACAGUACUCACUAUUCAGGAGUUCAUGAGAAAAUCAAAAACAAUAGACAACAACUAUGGUCAGUCCAAGAGGAGUUGAGAAUUAGGGGGAUAUCAGAGAAAUUAAAAAAGAAAGAGAAAUCAAUUAGAGAGCAACUAGAGAAGUGGAUCCUUAUUGAAGAAAGUAUCACAAAGCAGAAAUCUAGAAACCAAUGGUUGCAAUUGGGGGAUGCAAAUACAGCCUACUUCUUUGCCUCUGUGAAGAAUAGACUAUCCCAAAAUAAAAUCAAAAAUUUGAUAGAUAAUAAUGGUGUAUUGCUACAGAGUAAAAAAGCAAUUCAAGAAGAGAUCAUAGGGUUCUAUAAACGACUACUGGGCUCAGCAACUGACUCUAUACCUGCAAUAAACCCUAUGGAAAUGAAAAAUGGACCUUGCCUAAAUAGAGAGAUGCAGCUGAAACUGAUAGCACUAGUGUCAAGAAUGGAAGUGAUAAAUGCUCUGAAAGAUAUAGAUGACCAGAAAGCACCAAGUUGUGAUGGUUUCAAUGCGUUUUUCUUCAAGAAAGCAUGGAACAUUAUAGGGAAUGAG
Molecule: messenger RNA, 639 nt
Organism: Nicotiana tabacum (common tobacco)
Lineage: Eukaryota; Viridiplantae; Streptophyta; Magnoliopsida; Solanales; Solanaceae
Source: RefSeq, a predicted model, not a curated record